Anastrepha obliqua is the source of this 1758-nucleotide messenger RNA. Its product is annotated as meiosis-specific nuclear structural protein 1-like. The transcript is spliced from 6 exons. The record is from RefSeq and is a predicted model, not a curated record. The coding region runs from base 68 to 1171 and encodes 367 amino acids. Lineage: Eukaryota; Metazoa; Arthropoda; Insecta; Diptera; Tephritidae.
ACCAUGGGAUAUAUUUUGUAAAGACCCUUUGUUUAUAAUUUGAUUGAUAUAUAACUGAGCAACCGAAAUGAAUAAAAAAAAUGAUAUUGAAAAUGCAGAUAUGUCAGCAGAACGUGCUGCUCAGGUUAACAGCGUGAUGUGCAUUGUAAACGAAUCCAUUGAAAAAUUAAAAAUUUCCUUGGUAAUUCCAAAAAUACUGGAGAACCCGUUGACUGUAAGCAGACACUUAAAAGGGACAAAAUAUGAAGACUGCUUACAUAUUAUACAAUCCUAUUUAACAAUGAAGAAACCCGAUGUAAAAUUAUAUAGACCUGAAGAAUGUAUGCAAUUGCUACAAUUGAUCGAUAUGUUUCAUGAAAAUUAUGAAAUGUUGAAUAGUCUACCUAACUGGUUGGAUGAAUUGAGCCAUGUGGAUAAAUCUCUUUUAAAUUCUUUAACACUGUUACAAAACAUUGCCGAGGAGCGAUUAAGUAAAUCUGCCAUAGCUGAACUUGCAAAAGAAAAAAAAAUCCAUCAGGUGUAUCAUGAUAAUGAACAGAUGAAGAGGAACAUUAGAGAAUUUCAGGCCAAAUUACAUAAUCAAAAAAUUAACUUGAGAUGGAAAUUGGCAGCUAAGGAUGGUAUUAUUAAAAAGUAUGAGGCAGAUUUGGCAUUUAAAAAAUGGGACAAUAAUGUACAUGUAAGAGAAGAGUUGGUGAAGUCUAGCAGGCGUAUACAUAAUAUCCAUGUCGCUAGCGUCAUAAAACAAAAAGAAUUGGAAGAAGAACUAGAGAAAGCGAAAAUUGCAUAUGAAAAAAUGUUAAAAGAGAAUCUGGCACACGAGAAAGAAGUUCGCGAUGAAAAAAAUAAACUUUUAUUGCAAUUGCAAGCGUUGGUAAAGAAAUUCGAUCAAAAUAUUGGGGACAAAAUUAAAGAGAACGUUUACUUGCAAGAAGAGUAUGACGAGCAAAAACGACAGUUUGACGAAUUUCUCGAGGAAUACCAACGCGAGGAGGCUGAAUAUGAAGCUAUCGUUAAAACAAAAGAGGAGGAAGAUCGACGAAAGCACGAGGAGAAAGUAAUGCUGUUUAUGAUGACUCGUGCCGCGAAAAUUAUUCAACGGGCUUAUCGACGUUAUCGUCGAAGCAAAAAAAAGGUGGAAAAGAAAAAGGGCAAAAAGAGGCGUAACUAAAAUUGCUUUGAAUACUUAACUUAUGCAUACACUCCUCAUGGAGCCACUUUAAAUCUACGGUAGACGAUCGAAUCUAGGCACUCAAUGAAUUUUUUAUAUAAUAUAUCGAGAAAUAUUUUUCGGAAAAUUGUAGUUUUUGUUCUGAAUGUUUGUAAAAAACAAAUAAAAUAAUUCUCGCAAUCAACCAAAAAAAAGAAAAUAUUUUGUUUGAUUCUCAACUCAAAAAUGUCUCGUUUUUACUUUCGCAUUUUGAUUGUGCAAAAAAAUGUUAAAUGUCCGAUCAUUGGCUAAAUAUUUUUUAAAUUCCGAAAUCCGAUUUUAUGUGCAUUUCAAAUUUGUGAGAAUUUUUUAAUAUUUCAAUUGACACAUCAUCGCCAUCGCAAAGGCCGUUCCAGCUCCUGCUUCAGAAGUUCCUAAAUCAGUGUGCGUCACCUUAACAUUUGCCAUUAGUAUCAGUUAAACAUCUGUGGUCAAAACAAUUAUUGUCAAUACUGUGUUGAUAUAUUGAACCUCGACUUGAUCGUUUUGCUGGUGACUAUUCUGAAGCGGUGUAUUGCAAGAAAGCUUCAUUUAUUUUUAGCUCGAAG